UUAUAAACACCAAUAAGGCAAUAAAUGUCUUAUAAUGUGCUUUGAGAAUCUAUGACUGGUCUGUUUGGUGAGGCUUGCAUUUGAAGUCUUUCUUUCACUUUUUUGUUGUUGUUGAGAGAGGUCACUCAAAUGAGGGUUUAUGCCAAUGGUUCCUUGCUUUAAUAUCAGAGUUCUAUUCUUGAAGCACUUUCCCAGAUGCUGGUUAGAUCGUUUCUUCAAGGGGCAUAGAUUUAUUCGGCAAUGGAGAAAGGUUUCGGCUUUAGAGAAUUCAUCACUGUUUUACUGGUUCUGUCAUCCUUUAUCAGUUAUUCAGACGAAAAAGAACACUUAUCCUCCAUCGAAAGCCAAACACUUCUGAGAAUUCGGGAGCUUCUAUACUCUCCAACUUCAUUAAGCAGUUGGAAUAACCAAACCAAUUUCUGCAACAUUGGACCAUCUCCAUCUCUUACCAUUGUCUGCUAUGAAGGAAGCAUAACUCAGUUACAUAUAAUCAACAAGGGCAUUACUUCCCGAUUGCCGGAAAACUUCUCCAUUGAUUCCUUUGUUGCUUGCCUUGUUAAGCUCUCUAAUUUGAAGGUCCUCAAAUUGGUUUCUCUGGGAUUAUGGGGCCCACUGCCGGGGAAUAUUUCAAAUUUAUCUGCUCUAGAGAUACUUGACUUGAGCUCUAAUUUCUUACGAGGAACCAUACCGCCAAGUAUCUCUUCCUUAACCCAUCUCAUAGCUCUUACACUAGACGGUAACAACUUUACUGGAAGAUUGUAUGAGGAUUUUGAUUUGCUUCCAGAUUUGGUAGUUUUGAGUGUAAAAAACAAUUCUCUCACAGGCACGCUGCCAAACACUCUAGGAGAUUUACGAAAUCUUCGGGUUCUCUCCUUGGCGAGGAACAAAUUUAUCGGAAAUGUGCCGGAUUUAAGCCGUCUGGAAAACCUUCAAGUUCUGGAUUUGGAAGAAAACUCGCUCGGACCCAGGUUUCCGAAAUUCGGAUCCAAAAUCACCACCCUCGUGCUUAGGAGGAACAAAUUUGCCUCUAACAUACCGGACGAAGUGCGAUCGUGUAACCAUCUUCAACACUUGGACGUUUCUUCCAAUGAACUCAUCGGGCCGUUUCCGCCGUCAUUGCUUUCUCUUCCGUCGAUCGGUUAUUUAAGCAUUGCGGAAAACAAACUGUCGGCAGUGCUUGAUGAAAAUCUUCCGUGCAAUUCUGCACUGAAUUUCGUGGAUCUGUCCGAUAAUCUGUUGACCGGGAUAUUGCCUAGUUGUCUUACGACCGGUUCGAAGAACAUGGUUGUGCUUUCAUCCGGAAACUGUUUACAAGGCGGAGAUAAAGAUCAACGUCCGGUCUCGUUCUGUAUGAACCAAGCUUUUGCGGCGGGGAUUAUACCUCGUCGUGACAGUAAAAGAAGAGGUUCCAAAGCGAUUCUGGCGUUGAUCAUAUGCGGGAGCAUUUUAGGAGGUCUGGUACUACUUGCUAUGGCGGUUUUGAUAGCCAGAAGGUAUUUUGGGAAGGACAAGAAAAAACCCGCCACUAGAUUCAUAGUGGAAAAUGCUUCGUCUGUUUACACAUCAAAACUGUUCUCUGACGCCCGGUAUAUGACUCGAGCGAUGAACUUAGGAUCGCCAAGUGUUCCAUCAUAUCGGACCUUUUCACUGGAAGAACUAGAAGUGGCAACGAACAACUUUGAUACAUCAAGUUUCAUAGGUGAAUCUUCCAACGGUCAGAUAUACAGAGGCCAACUGGGAGAUGGUUCAUAUGUUGCUAUUAAAUGCCUAAAACUGAGAAGAAGCAAUAGCAUCCAAAGCUUCAUGCAACGCAUCGAGUUAAUCUCAAAGCUCAGACACCAGCACCUGGCUAGUGCACUUGGCCACUGCUUUGAGUGUUACUUUGAUGAUUCCACUGUCAGUAGGAUAUUCCUUGUCUUCGAAUAUGUACCGAAUGGGUCCCUGAGAAGCUGGAUAUCUGAGAAGCAUGGAAGACCGGCACUAAAUUGGGGACAGCGAGUUUCAGCUGCUAUAGGAGUAGCUAAGGGUAUCCAGUUCUUGCAUACGGGAGUUGUUCCUGGUGUAUUUCCUAAUAAGUUGAAGAUAACAGAUGUUCUGUUGGACCAGGAGCUCGUUGCAAAAAUUAGCAGCUUUAACCUACCCAUUUUGGCUGAUGGACAGGUCAGCCUUCCAACUGUUCCAGGUGGUACCAAGGAGCACAGUAGUGCAAGUGCAACAUACAAUGAAAAGCUGGAUGUAUACGACUUCGGUGUAAUAUUACUAGAACUUAUUACGGGGAGGAGGAUAAAUAGCAAAAAGGAAGUGAAGAUCCUUAAAGAUAAGUUGCAAGCAAGUCCAACAGCUGAUGAUGCCUGGAGAAGAAAUAUGGUUGAUCCAAGAGUCGAGAGUUCAUGUUCUGAUGAAUCGGUACGAACAAUGGUGGAAAUCUGCUACAGAUGUUUGUUUGAGGAUCCCGCAGACAGGCCAUCGUUUGAGGACAUUUUGUGGAAUUUGCAGUUUGCUGCUCAAGUCCAAGACACAUGCCAUGCAAGCUCUCUUAGCAGCAGUGAUGUCUCUCCCAUCUCCCCCUUUCACCCUUCACGAUACCAUAUAUCCGUUCGGUAGCAAGCGGGCCCACUACUAGUUUGGUAAAACAAAUCACAGAAUUUUUUGUGUAAAAAAUCAUAAUGAAGAUUUUCUAUCGGGGUGCUGACUACAUCACUGGUUCAGGAAUGACAAUUUUUCAUAUGUAGGGCAUAACAUCUUAUGUGACACCAUUAGAUCACUUCAGGGGAUCACGUUAAUUUUCAGGAAACUUAAUGGUGCAAGAUUAGUCGCACAUAAAUAGCUUAGUAUUUGAGUGAAAUAUAUGAGAAAAUGUUUAUCUAUCAAUUCUUCCAGAGCCCAGAAUUGCAGAUUUUGAAUUAAGAAGUUGCCGG
Molecule: messenger RNA, 2918 nt
Organism: Cuscuta europaea
Lineage: Eukaryota; Viridiplantae; Streptophyta; Magnoliopsida; Solanales; Convolvulaceae
Source: the annotation of a GenBank genome assembly